Knipowitschia caucasica is the source of this 1212-nucleotide messenger RNA. Lineage: Eukaryota; Metazoa; Chordata; Actinopteri; Gobiiformes; Gobiidae. The record is from the annotation of a GenBank genome assembly.
AUGUUUGAAAUGGAGACUCACAUAUCGUGCCUUUUCCCUGAAAUCCUCGCCAUUAUUUUCAGCUAUUUGGACGUGAAAGACAAAGGCAGAGUGGCUCAAGUGUGCGCGGCCUGGAGGGACGCCUCGUACCACAAGUCUGUGUGGAGGGGGGUGGAAGCCAAACUCCAUCUUCGGCGAGCUAACCCGUCCCUGUUCCCCAGCUUGCAGACCAGAGGCAUCAAGAAAGUGCAGAUACUCAGUCUGAGAAGAAGUUUGAGCUACGUGAUCCAGGGCAUGCCGCACAUCGAGAGUCUCAACUUGUGCGGCUGUUUUAACCUCACAGACAACGGACUGGGGCACGCUUUUGUACAGGACAUCCCGUCCCUGCGUGUCCUCAACCUGAGUCUGUGCAAACAGAUCACGGACUCCAGCCUGGGCCGCAUCGCGCAGUACCUGAAGAACCUGGAGGUGCUGGAACUGGGAGGCUGCAGUAACAUCACCAACACAGGGCUGCUGCUCAUCGCCUGGGGUCUGCACCGCCUCAAGAGCUUGAACCUGCGCAGCUGCAGGCAUGUGUCAGAUGUGGGUAUCGGGCACCUGGCGGGAAUGACCCGCAGCGCAGCAGAAGGCUGUCUGUCUCUGGAGAAGCUUACCCUACAGGACUGCCAGAAGCUCACAGACCUCUCGCUCAAACAUGUCUCCAAAGGUCUAAACAAGCUGAAAGUCCUGAACCUCAGCUUUUGUGGAGGCAUAUCAGACGCGGGUAUGAUCCACCUGUCACACAUGACCAACCUGUGCUGCCUGAACCUCCGCUCUUGUGAUAACAUCAGUGACACAGGCAUAAUGCACCUGGCCAUGGGAACCCUCUGCCUUUGUGGGCUGGACGUGUCUUUUUGUGAUAAGAUUGGGGAUCAGAGUCUGGCUUACAUCGCCCAGGGCUUGUAUCAGCUCAAGUCCUUGUCCCUCUGCUCCUGCCAUAUUAGUGAUGAUGGCAUCAACCGCAUGGUGCGCCAGAUGCACGAACUGAAGACUCUUAACAUUGGACAGUGUGUCCGCAUAACAGACAAAGGCUUGGAGCUCAUAGCGGACCAUCUGACCCAGCUCACAGGGAUAGACUUGUACGGUUGUACCAAAAUCACCAAAAGGGGUUUGGAGAGGAUCACACAGCUCCCAUGCCUUAAAGUGUUGAACCUGGGACUGUGGCAGAUGACAGAGAGUGAGAGGAUGAGGUGA